Molecule: messenger RNA, 1047 nt
Organism: Miscanthus lutarioriparius
Lineage: Eukaryota; Viridiplantae; Streptophyta; Magnoliopsida; Poales; Poaceae
Source: the annotation of a GenBank genome assembly
AUGGCAGUGGGGUUCCGCCGGCGGCUCACGGCGCUCACGGUCCCGAAGGCCUCGUCGCUACUCCGCCGCACGCGGCACGAGAAGCUGUCCUACUCCCGCGUCCGCUGCAACAGCCUGCCGGGGCGCUUCCACCCGGUAGUGGCGGGCCUGCACGAGUCGGCGAACGCGCUCAUCGUCUGGACCGAGGAGCCGGCGCAGGCCUUCAGCCCGGCGUGGGUCGCCGACGGGGCGGCGCGUCUGGGCCGCCUCCUGUCCGGGCUGACGGACCUGCUCCACCACCCGCAGGCGCGGGACCCGCUCCGCCACCACCACCACCAGGGGGGCAACAGCAAGCCGGCGGCGCCGUGGGCCGAGCGCCUGCUGGACGACCUGCUCCUCCUGGCCGACGCGCACGGGUGCGUCCGCGAGGCGCUCCUGGCGCGGCGCCAGCUCCUCGCCGAGGCGCACGCCGCGCUGCGCCGCCACGACGCCGCCCGCCUGGCCGCGGCGCUCCGCGCACGGCGACGCGCCGACCGCGACCUCUCCCGCCUCGCCUCCACGCUGCGCCGCCUCUCCCACCGCUCCUCGUCCGCCUCCACCGCGGUAGCGGCGGCGGUGGAGCACGGCGGCGAGGCCGCGGUGGCCGACGCCGUCGCGGCCGCCACGUGCGCCGCGGCGGCCGCGUCGGCAGCCAUCUUCGCCGGGCUCGCGUCCGCUUCCGCCUCGUCAUCGGCCUCCCGCGCGAUGCCGUCCCCGCUGGCGUCGGUGGUCUCGCCCGCAAAGGUGGCCGCCGCGCCGGUGUGGUGGGUCGCCGACCUCCUUAGGUGGCGCCGCCGCACGGUGGCCGUCGUCGCUGCCAGCGAGUCCUCCGGGCCCGGUGCGGAAGAGCAGGUGCCUCUCGAGGCAGAGUGCUGCAGCGAGGAGGAGGAGGAGAGGCAGGCGGCCAUGGAACGCCUGCGGAGGCUGGAGGACUGCGUCGUGGCCGCGGAGAACGGCUGCGAGCAGGUGUACCGGGUGCUCGUUAACGCGAGGGUGGCGCUGCUCAACGUGCUCACGCCGUGCUUUUGA